Salpingoeca rosetta is the source of this 905-nucleotide messenger RNA. RefSeq lists its product as uncharacterized. Gene Ontology annotation, biological process: protein deubiquitination. The coding region runs from base 114 to 836 and encodes 240 amino acids. The transcript has 5 exons. Lineage: Eukaryota; Choanoflagellata; Craspedida; Salpingoecidae. Gene Ontology annotation, molecular function: cysteine-type deubiquitinase activity. The record is from RefSeq and is a predicted model, not a curated record.
UUUUCCGCAACCACACAACAAGAACGCCAACAACAACAGCAGGACACCCACCACCAAACGGACACUCGCCACCUGUUCAACCCCAACAGACAGACCUCCGCGUCGUCGUCGUGAUGGACUUGUACUUUGAGACACAGCGGCGGCAGCAGUGUGCGCUUCAUGCGACAAACAACUUCUUGCAGCGGAAGGCAUACACACGCGCUGGGUUUGACAGAAUAUGCAAAACGGUGCUCCCUGCGAUCCGUGGGAGCUUUUUCAACCCGUACAAGAGUCCCAUUCCGGGCAUUGGCAACUAUGAUGCAAGCGUCAUCGUAGCUGCGCUAAACGAGCAAGGAUUCGACAUGGAGCAGCACGACCUCAGAAAACCGCUUGGAGGAGACGCAUGCGCAUGGCCCGUGGUGGGUGCCAUCGUCAACAUGCCAGAGACAGGUAUUGGCAGUCGCCUCGCAAGAUGGAGCGGCGUCGGUGAUGGCCGCCACUUCUUCUGCCUUCGUCGAAGAGAUUUCGAGCAGGAUGGCGAUGGGACGUGGGUGCUGCUGGAUUCGAAGCUUGCAAGUCCUCAAGUUGUUGGCGGUGCCGGCGACACGAGGGCGCGUUUGCAGGGAUAUCUCGACAGGCACGCAUCAGUGUAUCUGGUGAAGAUGAGGAGACAAAGGGGGGUGGCACCAGCUGGCGAUGGCGACCACCACGGAGAUGCGCAGGCGGCAGAGACACGGGCUCAGCAGGGUGCAGGACAGAAGCCAGGGGAACAGCAGAAUGGAGAAGAGGAGCGACAAGAAGACCAACACAAGAAGCAAGAUGACCAGCAACACGAACAACCACAGCACGAACAAUAGCAACAGCACCAAAACAACGACACCACCAAAAACAAUGACACCACCACUUUGCAAGACCCCCCCCCCCAC